Molecule: messenger RNA, 3353 nt
Organism: Pseudonaja textilis
Lineage: Eukaryota; Metazoa; Chordata; Lepidosauria; Squamata; Elapidae
Gene: ETF1
Product: eukaryotic translation termination factor 1
Biological process (GO): translational termination
Molecular function (GO): translation release factor activity
Source: RefSeq, a predicted model, not a curated record
AGGGGGAAGAGCAGGAGAGGCGGAGGGGAAAGGAAAGGAAGGAAGAAGCCGGCGAACGACGUCACAAGCGCCGUCGCGAGGAGCCCUUUUCGUUGCCGUCCGGAGUAGGAAGGAAAGGAGGGGGCGGCGGCGGCGGCGAGGCCUGAGGAGGGGCGGUGGAGGAGGAGGAGGAAGAGGAGGAGGAGGAGGGAGAAGAUGGCGGACGAUCCCAGCGCUGCCGACAGGAACGUGGAGAUCUGGAAGAUCAAGAAGCUCAUCAAGAGCCUCGAGGCGGCGCGCGGCAAUGGCACCAGCAUGAUAUCCUUGAUCAUUCCCCCCAAAGACCAGAUUUCCCGAGUGGCAAAAAUGUUAGCUGAUGAGUUUGGCACAGCAUCAAAUAUUAAGUCUCGAGUGAAUCGUCUUUCAGUCCUUGGCGCCAUUACUUCUGUACAGCAACGGCUAAAACUAUAUAACAAAGUACCUCCAAAUGGUCUGGUUGUUUACUGUGGAACAAUUGUGACAGAAGAAGGAAAAGAGAAGAAAGUGAACAUUGAUUUUGAACCUUUUAAACCAAUAAAUACAUCAUUGUAUUUGUGUGAUAAUAAAUUUCAUACAGAGGCUCUUACAGCACUAUUGUCAGAUGAUAGCAAAUUCGGUUUCAUUGUAAUAGAUGGUAGUGGUGCACUUUUUGGGACGCUUCAAGGAAAUACCAGAGAGGUGCUGCACAAAUUCACAGUGGAUCUUCCAAAGAAGCACGGGAGAGGAGGCCAGUCUGCCUUGCGUUUUGCUCGUUUGAGAAUGGAAAAACGUCACAACUAUGUAAGGAAAGUAGCAGAAACUGCUGUGCAGCUGUUUAUUUCUGGUGACAAGGUGAACGUGGCUGGUCUUGUGUUAGCAGGGUCAGCUGAUUUCAAAACUGAAUUAAGUCAAUCAGAUAUGUUCGAUCAGAGGUUGCAAUCCAAAGUAUUAAAGCUAGUUGACAUCUCAUAUGGUGGUGAAAAUGGAUUCAAUCAAGCAAUUGAAUUGUCCACUGAGGUCCUGUCUAAUGUGAAAUUCAUUCAAGAAAAAAAGCUAAUAGGCCGAUACUUUGAUGAAAUCAGUCAGGACACAGGAAAAUAUUGUUUUGGGGUCGAAGAUACUCUAAAAGCCUUAGAAAUGGGAGCAGUAGAAAUCCUGAUAGUUUAUGAGAACCUGGAUAUAAUGAGAUAUGUACUUCAUUGCCAAGGCACAGAAGAAGAGAAGAUUCUUUAUUUGACACCAGAACAAGAAAAAGAUAAAUCCCACUUCACAGAUAAAGAGACGGGACAGGAGCACGAACUCAUAGAAAGCAUGCCUCUGCUUGAGUGGUUUGCAAACAACUACAAGAAAUUUGGAGCCACAUUGGAAAUUGUGACAGACAAGUCACAGGAAGGAUCCCAGUUUGUGAAAGGAUUUGGAGGGAUUGGAGGUAUCUUGCGGUACCGAGUGGACUUCCAGGGAAUGGAAUACCAAGGAGGAGAUGAUGAUUUUUUUGACCUUGAUGACUACUAGGUAGUCGGCCUGGGUCUGGCAAAUGUGCCUCACCCCUCCAGCAUCCAACCCAAGGAGAAAACUCAUGAUGGAAAACAAAACAGAUCCCUGCCUUAGAAUUGGAGUAUUUCCAGAACUUUAUCCAGAACAUCGGGUUUCAAAAAAAGAAAGAGAAAGAAAGCAAACCCUACUGAUUUGUCAUAGUGUCAGUACAGCAGCACUCUACUAGAUUUCUAUAAUGCCAUUUGGACUAAUUAAAAAAAAAAUCCCAGUUUUUACUUUUACUUAAUGGUGAAAUUGGUUGCUCUUGUAUUUUAUGAAAAUGAUUUUUUUAACCUUCAGCUAUAUUAACUGCUCUCAACCUUCAUUUGAAACAAAGUAAUUAUACUGGUUUGUUUCUUACUUUGAUAGGAGGAAAUUUAUUGCUGCUUUUUGCAGUUUUACGACCCAUUUACAUGGCGUUCUUGGCUUAGACUGCAGAAGAACCAUCUUAGGGAGACCUUGUUCCUCUUGUUCCCAGUCUACAGUGGUGGAAGUAAAAGGAAUUAAACUGCUGUGCCAGCUUUGAAAGGUGUGACUUUAAAAUUUGAGAGGUCCACCUAGUUCAUUCUUAGACUGCAAAAAUACUGUUUGUAUAAAUCAGGAAGUGUGUUUCGUUGAAGAAAAUUGAAGUGCCAGGGUCUCAGCAGGCUUAACCGGGAUUAUGAGUUGUGUGGCCUUCACUUUUCCCUUUUGUCAGUCAAUAAACAGUUUCCACAAGCAAGCUAAUACUGCUUACGCUUGGUUCUGUACUUUACUAGAGUUUUUUUUUUUUCAAUGUUUUGCUUUGGGACUGCGUAAGCUGCCUUGGUGAAUCAACAGCCAACAUUCACAAACUGCUUUAAAAUGCAAUUAUCUAGCAAAAUGUGACCGACAUAAGCCUUGGAACUGGUGGUUAUGGAGCUUCUGUAGAAAUAAGAAACUUUUUUUUUUUUAAAGAAAUUAGGCACCAAAGAUUCACAUUCAACACUAUGGCAUAGUUCAUGCAAGGCAGUUAGCUCACUUCCCUGCAUUCCUUUAGGACUGGCUGAUUUUCAAAAGGUACUCUGAUAUUUUUUUUAAUGCCUGGCUCUGUUCUCAUUUUCCUUAUCUUUCUUGUGUUGGUCAAAGACUCCCAACCUGCAAACAUUGUAUAUCGUUCCAAAUCCUGCCUCACUUGAAUUGAAGGGAGAGUUGUCUUAACUAAGCCUUCUCAUCACAGUAUAUACUUUAAAAGGUCCAAAAUGACACUCUUGUCAAUGUGAGCAAUAGAAUUUGUAUCUUUUUAUAACUUGGCAAGCAGGCAAUACAUGUGUUUGCCCACAGGAAGUUUUCACAUUGGGUGGAAUCUGUUAGGGAAGCUCUUCAUGAUUAUGAAUAUUCAGACUGAUUUGCUGAAAUUGUGAUCACAAGCAUCCUUAAGCUCUUCAAAGCAGCAUACUUUGAUUUUGCCAUUGUAAAUGGGUCUGCUAUGACAUGACAAGAGCAGAAAAAUUGGGUGUAAAUUUACAGUUUUGAAUAUACUGCUUGUUUCACAUUUAGGGUAUGCAGCUCCUUUUUUUUUUUUUUUUUGUAGUUUUAUUUUUACUAUUUAAGUUUGGAAAUGAUGCCAAAAUUUUGUAUCUCUUUAAUCAAUGUGUGAUCUCUGGUGGUAUAUAUUGCAUUAUAUAUUGAUGUAUAUAUCAAUAUAUACUAAUAUGUAUUACACUUAACACAAACACAUUAAAAGGAUGCGAAUCCUAGCCUUUUGCAUACUACGUAGCCUCUUCAGAGAGCUCCCAAGCAGUGAUAUCUUGGUGUUGUGAUGUACAGAAAUGGAGAAGAGUAUUAAACCAUAUUUAAGAAUA